UUCGAUUCGAGAGGAGAAUAUUAUAUUUUCGAAAUGAAAAUCUUUAUUGUUUUCGUUGUCAUUUUGAGCUUCUUCUUGGUGCCAACCCUGGCUGCUCGCACUCGUUAUCGUCACAAGGUGUCAUUCAGUGCUCAUGACAAUGCUGAUUCUGGAUCGUUCCGCAAAGCGACAUUCGACAAAUAAAUAAUUGAAAUAUACGAACAAAGUUUUAUAAGUUAAA
Caenorhabditis elegans is the source of this 220-nucleotide messenger RNA. It is a transcript of the gene R05G6.3, whose product is annotated as Venom peptide. NCBI's taxonomy places the organism in Eukaryota, Metazoa, Nematoda, Chromadorea, Rhabditida, Rhabditidae. The record is from RefSeq and is marked reviewed. Bases 34 to 183 code for a protein of 49 amino acids. The transcript is spliced from 2 exons.